AUGAAGGAAUCGAAUAAAAGGAACCCGAAACUCUGGAAAGCAGUUUUAAGGUGCUUUUGGUUUCAUAUCUUCCUGGCUAGCGUUGUGGUGUUCAUCGAUAUUACUGCCUGUACUUUACGGCCUAUACUUCUUCGCCAGCUGCUUAUGGAUAUUAAUGACCUUAAGAUAACGUUUAUUUCACUUUUGGCUUUCUGUUCAAAAUAUCAGACAUUUGGAUUGUUACACUAUAUUUGGUUUGCACCGACUCAAAUAAUCGUGGUGUUUUGGCUCAUGGGUCGGAUUGCAUUGAUACCCAGCCUCUGUGCACUUAUUGCCACAAUCCUCAAUAUUCCAUUUGGAUUUGCUUGUAACGCGUUUUACUCCAAGUUUAGAUUUUCUGCUGCCAAACAUACGGCUAAUCGUAUCCGAUUGCUAUCUGAUAUGAUCAAAGGAAUGAAAACAAUAAAGGUACAAGUAUGGGAGGAUAUAUUUUCCAAACUCAUUGGCAGUGUUCGAAGGAAAUUACGUCCGUCGACUGCACUCAAGGCUACUUCAACAGCUGAUGUCAGUUCUAGCUGGGAUUACCUGAAUCGCCUAGAAAGAUUUCUCAUUGCAUGCGUACUCCUGUAA
Molecule: messenger RNA, 609 nt
Organism: Heterobilharzia americana
Lineage: Eukaryota; Metazoa; Platyhelminthes; Trematoda; Strigeidida; Schistosomatidae
Source: the annotation of a GenBank genome assembly